Messenger RNA from Fusarium fujikuroi IMI 58289, 387 nucleotides. RefSeq lists its product as uncharacterized. The transcript has 2 exons. The record is from RefSeq and is a predicted model, not a curated record. Lineage: Eukaryota; Fungi; Ascomycota; Sordariomycetes; Hypocreales; Nectriaceae. The coding region runs from base 1 to 387 and encodes 128 amino acids.
AUGAAGCCCUUCAAUCUCCUCAUUGCCUUCAUCGGUCUAUCAAUCAACCGCGUCUCAGCAACCUGCUUCUUUAGCGGCGCCAAAUGGAAUAACCGCACCGCUGCACGUAUGCACGCCUUCAACGCGUGUAAAGGCGAUGGCGUCAACCGCGGUGUUUUCCAAGUCGAGUUUGCCGCUAAGCAAAAGAUCGCCACGUGCGUUCAGUAUUCUGCCACGCAGAGGUUUGUGUUCACGAUUGAGAACCUCGGCGUCGAGAAACCCACGAAACUUGAUCAAGAUCACUGCGUUGGGGGUCUUCACCACGAGAUCCUUGAAUGUGCUCGAGGCGGGAGGUCAAAAUCUGGCCAGUGGCGUUUCAGAGCCGACCCAAAUAAGGGCAUCUGCUAA